This is a messenger RNA of Zea mays, 2036 nucleotides long. Its product is annotated as UDP-glycosyltransferase 75C1. Bases 301 to 1857 code for a protein of 518 amino acids. Gene Ontology annotation, molecular function: quercetin 3-O-glucosyltransferase activity; quercetin 7-O-glucosyltransferase activity. Lineage: Eukaryota; Viridiplantae; Streptophyta; Magnoliopsida; Poales; Poaceae. The transcript has a single exon. The record is from RefSeq and is a predicted model, not a curated record.
UAGAUGUAGUCAAACCAUUAAAAAUUUUGUGAGUCGCUUUCAUAAUACUCUCAUACCCUUCCUAUAACAAAAUGGAGAAAGAAUUGCAUAUGAAAAUGUACCACUUUUCUUGCACAGUGGCACGGCAAAGAUGGCAAAAGUCCAUUUGGAUUGGAGGAUAAGGAGGUGGAAAAGCAGAGCAAAAGGAGGAGCACAACAGAAGUAGAAUCUUAUCGGUUCCCGCGCAAACGUGCCCGAGUCGCCUCGCCUCACUUUCUCAUUCUGCGGCUCUGCUACUGGUAGGUGCUAGGCUAGGGCGCUAUGCAUAAGAGCGCGCGCCAGCCUCGUCAGUUCCUAGUUGCAAGCAACGCAACACUGGUGGAACUCCAAUACUCACACGGCAUGGCGGCGAAGCACUACCAGCAGCACCACUUCCUGAUCGUCACGUACCCGGCGCAGGGGCACAUCACCCCGGCGCGUCACCUCGCGCGCCGCCUCGGCAGCGUGUGCCGCGGGGCACGCGUCACCAUCUGCGCCCCGCUCUCGGCGUUCCGGAAGAUGUUCCCGGGCGCUGCCGGUGUGACUGUGACGGAGGAGGAGUGUGGCGACGGCGAUGCGAAGGUCAAGUACGUGGCCUACUCGGACGGCUACGACGGCGGGUUCGACAUCGCCGUAGACAGCUACGCGCGGUACAUGGAGCAGGCAAGGAUGGCGGGGUCGCGCUCGCUGGCCGGGGUCCUCCGCCGCCUCCGCGACGACGGGCGCCCCGUCACGUGCGCCGUGUACACGCUGCUCCUGCCGUGGGUGGCGGGCGUGGCGCGGGACCACGGCGUGGCGGCGACGGCCGUGUUCUGGAUCCAGCCGGCCACCGCGCUCACCGCGUACUACCACUACUUCCGCGGGCACCGGGACGCCGUCGUGGCCGCCGCGGCGUCCGGAGACCCGUGCGCCGAGGUGGGGCUCCCGGGCCUCCCGCCGCUCCGCGUCCGCGACCUGCCGUCGUUCCUUGCCGUCACCUCCGAGGACGACCCGUUCGCGUUCGUGCUCCCGGAGUUCGGCGAGCUCGUCGACGCGCUCGAACGAGACGACGGCUCCUCGGAGCACCCGACGUACGUGCUCGCCAACACCUGCGACGCCAUGGAGCCCGACGCGCUCGCGUCGCUGAGGCCACACGUGGACGUCUUCCCCGUCGGGCCCGUGCUCUCGUUCCUGCACGAAGCGGAUGACGGCAGGCGCGCCCCGUGUCCUCCUCGUGACGUCUUUGACCAUGACAAGAGCGGGUACCUCGGCUGGUUGGACACCAAGCCGGCCAAGUCGGUGGUGUACAUCUCCUUCGGCAGCUCGUCGGUUAUGUGCAAGGACCAGGUCGCGGAGAUCACCGACGCCAUGGUGCAGGUGAAGAGGCCGUUCCUCUUGGUCCUGAGGAAGGACAGCCGCAAGGGCCACGACGACGACGCGGUGGCGGCGGCCGAUGCGGACAGCGCCGGCGGGAUGGUGGUGGAGUGGUGCGACCAGGCGCGCGUACUGUCCCACCCAGCGGUCGCAUGCUUCGUGACGCAUUGCGGGUGGAACUCGACCCUGGAGAGCGCGGCGUGCGGCGUGCCGACCGUCGCGGUUCCGCAGUACUCGGACCAGGGCACGGCCGCGUGGCUCGUGGCGGAGCGGAUGGGCACCGGCGUCCGCGCGGCGGCGCGCGCGGACGGCGUCGUGGAGGCCCAGGAGCUGAGGCGGUGCGUGGAGGCCGCAGCGUCGGGGGCGGUGGCGGCGCGCGCCGCGGCGUGGAAGCGGAAGGCGUGGGCUGCCGUAGCCGACGGCGGGAGCUCGCACCGGAACCUGACGGAGUUCCUGAGGCAGAUCGGCCACGGCCGCGGCGACUAAACCGGAGACGACGUCGUAUUGUAUUGUAUCACCACGUUGUGGUGGCGUUGCAGCCAGCUGCCAGCGUGCAUUUCUAGCGAAACCAUGCAUACAGUUGAUUGCAAUUUGAGCGAGGACGCAAUCCAUGUCUGGUUUCUGAAGUCUGGCAACGUAUUCCCUUCGGCUCGACGUCCAUCUGA